AUGUCAGGAAUUGCAGCCAAAGUAGCCAAGGACAGAGAAGCGGCGCAAGGGCUCGGUACCCACCAGAAGGCCAUCAAGUACCUCAACCAGGACUAUGAAUCUCUGAAGAGCGACUGCCUGCAGUCGGGGAAGCUCUUCCAAGAUCCCUCUUUUCCUGCCAUCACCUCUUCCCUGGGAUUCAAGGAACUGGGACCGAACUCCAGCAAAACUCAAGGCAUCGUCUGGAAGAGACCGGCGGAGAUUUGUUCCAAUCCCCAGUUUAUCGUUGGAGGCGCUACCCGCACAGACAUCUGCCAAGGGGCCCUGGGUGACUGCUGGCUGCUGGCAGCUAUUGCCUCCCUCACCCUAAACGAAGAAGUCUUAAGUCGGGUGGUCCCCGAGAAUCAGAGUUUCCAAGACAACUACGCUGGGAUCUUCCACUUUCAGUUCUGGCAGUAUGGAGAGUGGGUGGAAGUGGUUGUGGACGACCGGCUGCCGACCAAGAAUGGGGAGCUGCUGUUUGUGCAUUCGGCUGAGGGGAGCGAGUUCUGGAGCGCCUUGCUGGAGAAGGCCUAUGCCAAGGUCAACGGCUGCUACGAAGCUCUGUCCGGGGGUGCCACCACAGAAGGCUUUGAGGACUUCACGGGUGGGAUUGCGGAGUGGUAUGAGUUGAAGAAAGCCCCAGACAACCUGUUCAAGAUCAUCCAGAAGGCUCUGCAGAAAGGGUCCCUCCUCGGCUGCUCCAUUGAUAUUACAAGUGCUUCAGAGACAGAGGCAGUUACAUUCCAGAAGUUGGUGAAAGGACAUGCAUAUUCUGUCACAGGAGCAGAAGAGGUGAGCUGCAGAGGGAGCAUGGAGAAGCUGAUCCGCAUCCGGAACCCCUGGGGGGAAGUGGAGUGGACCGGGAAGUGGAAUGACAACUGCCCAAACUGGAAUAGCAUCAACCCUGAAGUGAAGGAGAGGCUGACUCGGCGACAUGAAGAUGGAGAAUUCUGGAUGUCAUUCAGGGACUUCUUGAGGCACUAUUCCCGCUUGGAGAUCUGCAACCUGACUCCUGACACUCUAACCAGCGAGACCUUCAAGAAGUGGAGCCUUUCAAAGCUGGAUGGGAACUGGAGGCGGGGUUCCACUGCCGGGGGCUGCAGAAACUAUCCGAACACUUUCUGGAUGAACCCUCAGUACCUGAUCAAGCUGGAGGAAGAGGAUGAAGAUCCUGAGGACGUGGAGAAGGGAUGCACUUUCCUAGUGGGCCUCAUCCAGAAGCACCGACGGCGGCAGAGGAAGAUGGGACAGGACAUGCACACCAUCGGCUUCAGCAUCUAUGAGGUUCCUAAGCAGUUUUCCGGGCAGACUAACAUUCACCUCAACAAAAACUUCUUCUUGACGAAUAAAGCGAGAGAACGGUCGGACACUUUCAUCAACCUCCGUGAGGUGCUCAACCGCUUCAAGCUGCCGCCGGGAGAAUACAUUAUUGUCCCAUCCACUUUCGAACCCAACAAGGAUGGAGACUUCUGCCUUCGGGUCUUCUCUGAAAAGAAUGCCAACUCCCAGAUUGUCGAUGAUGAAAUUGAAGCCAACCUUGAAGAGAAUGAUGUUGAUGAAGACAGCAUCGACGCAGGCUUCAAGAGACUGUUUGGGCAACUGGCGGGAGAGGAUGCGGAGAUCUCUGCCUUUGAGCUGCAGACCAUCCUGAAAAAAGUCCUAGCCAAGCGUCAAGACAUCAAGUCCAAUGGCUUCAGCAUUGAAACUUGUAAAAUCAUGGUUGAUCUGCUAGACACUGAUGGGAGUGGCAAACUGGGUCUGAAGGAGUUCUUCAUUCUCUGGACAAAAAUUCAGAAUUAUCAGAAAAUUUACCGGGAAAUAGAUGCUGAUAACUCAGGAACCAUGAAUGCCUAUGAGAUGCGGAAAGCAUUAGAAGAAGCAGGCUACAAGCUACCCCGCCAGCUCCAUCAAGUCAUCAUUGCGCGAUUUGCAGACGACCAGCUCAUCAUAGAUUUUGAUAACUUCGUUCGGUGUUUGGUUCGCCUGGAAACUUUGUUCAAAGUAUUUAAGCAGCUGGACACCCAGAAAACAGGAACAAUAGAGCUGAAUCUUAUCACUUGGCUGUGUUUUUCAGUCCUUUGAAUAAUUACCUGACUGCCACCAAAGGAUUCUCUCAAUCAUCUAUGGAUGAAUAUUUCACACUGAAGCUGCACCCUACUUUUGAUAUGUACUGUGACUAAGAAUAGCAACUGCCUAACCUGAAGACUAGAGCUUGGAAGAACCCUGUUUUCUUAGCCCCUGACAGAUCACAAAUUCCCAGAUACCAGAAACAGACUUGCAAUCUCACUACCUGCAAAAACUGAAGAGCUUUGCCUUAGUAACCUUUAUAAAAACAUUAACUGUGUAAAUAGGUCAUCAGAUUUACUUCCGAUACACUUGCUUCUUGUGAACAAAUUUAAUCAGAAAAAAUACAGGGAGAUAUUUAAUAGCUAUGCAAACAUGAGAUCUUUUCCAAAGAAACAAGGGGCUCACUGUGCAUUAAAUGGAGGUUUGCAAAUAUCGUGGCGGCGCUUCCCAAAAGGUGGCUAAAAAAGUCCACCUUGUUUAAAGUGGUCACAACAGAAAGAUAAAACGCUGGCUGGCCCAAGCUUUUCAAGUUUCAGGUGAGAAAUCUUUCAACCUAUUUAGACUAAGUUACUAAUAAGCAAUACUGCAAAAAGUAAAUCAUCCAUUAGACUGUAAACCCCUCAGGGGCAGAGACUUUUACUUCUGCCUGAUGCUGCCAAGCACUCAGUAGAGUGCUCUACACCAACAAGGUGUCUCAAAUAUUGUUGAUAAUAAAGACUUCAAGGACUCAAACACUAUGAGUGUGACUCAGGUGUGUUGAGGUAAGAUUUCCUAGCUUUACCAUUGAAUUAAUGUAAACAGUACCUUAAAAAAUAGCCUUGUUGCCUUAUUUUAUUCCAAAUAAAAAUUUAAAUAAAGUGUA
This is a messenger RNA of Ornithorhynchus anatinus (platypus), 2950 nucleotides long. RefSeq names its product calpain 2 (gene CAPN2). The transcript has 21 exons. NCBI's taxonomy places the organism in Eukaryota, Metazoa, Chordata, Mammalia, Monotremata, Ornithorhynchidae. Bases 1 to 2103 code for a protein of 700 amino acids. Gene Ontology annotation, molecular function: calcium-dependent cysteine-type endopeptidase activity; calcium ion binding. Gene Ontology annotation, biological process: proteolysis. Gene Ontology annotation, cellular component: cytoplasm. The record is from RefSeq and is a predicted model, not a curated record.